This is a messenger RNA of Pediculus humanus corporis (human body louse), 1752 nucleotides long. RefSeq names its product Nucleolar GTP-binding protein, putative. Lineage: Eukaryota; Metazoa; Arthropoda; Insecta; Psocodea; Pediculidae. The transcript has 10 exons. Gene Ontology annotation, cellular component: nucleolus. Gene Ontology annotation, molecular function: GTP binding; GTPase activity; RNA binding. Gene Ontology annotation, biological process: ribosomal large subunit biogenesis. The record is from RefSeq and is a predicted model, not a curated record. The coding region runs from base 1 to 1752 and encodes 583 amino acids.
AUGGUUUUGUAUAAUUUUAAAAAGAUUGCCGUCGUGCCAACGGCUAAGGAUUUUAUUGACAUCACCUUGUCAAAAACACAGAGAAAAACACCAACUGUCGUACAUAAACAUUAUAAAAUUUCUCGAAUAAGAUCUUUUUACAUGAGAAAAAUUAAAUACACUCAACAAAAUUUUCAUGAUCGCCUAUCUCAAAUAAUACAAGAAUUUCCUAAAUUGGAUGAUAUACAUCCUUUUUAUGCCGAUCUUUUAAAUAUUUUAUACGACAGAGACCAUUAUAAGUUGGGUUUAGGGCAAUUGAACACAGCUAGACAUUUAAUUGAUAAAGUGGGAAAUGAAUAUGUGAAACUUUUAAAAUUUGGAGAUUCGCUGUAUAGAUGCAAACAAUUGAAAAAAGCUGCCUUGGGUAGGAUGGCUACAAUUAUGAAAAGGCAAGCCUCUAAUUUGGAAUAUUUGGAACAAGUGAGACAACAUUUAGCCAGGUUACCCUCGAUCGAUCCAUAUGCUAGAACGAUAAUUUUGUGUGGUUUUCCUAAUGUGGGGAAAAGUAGUUUUAUGAAUAAGAUCACAAGAGCUGAUGUCGAAGUCCAACCAUAUGCAUUUACAACCAAGUCACUUUAUUUAGGGCACACAGAUUACAAAUAUUUAAGAUGGCAGAUAAUUGACACUCCGGGAAUUUUGGAUCAUCCGCUCGAAGAAAGGAAUAUAAUUGAAAUGCAAGCAGUUACAGCUCUUGUACAUUUAAGGUCAGCUGUGGUUUACAUAAUGGAUCCAUCUGAGCAAUGUGGCUAUUCUUUUGAAGAGCAAUUAAGUUUAUUCGAAAGUAUCAAACCUUUGUUUGUUAAUAAGCCAUUAAUUGUGGUGUUAAACAAAUGCGACAUAGUCAAAAAAACAGAUUUAAGUCCCGAAAGACAAGAGCUACUCGCUAAACUAGGCGAUAUACCAAUCAUGGAAAUGAGUGCGGCUAAUGAAAUAGGUGUUGCAGAAGUUAAAAUAGAAGCUUGCGAAAAAUUGUUGCAAUACAGAGUCGAAGCCAAGCUCAAAGGGAAAAAGGGAGAAGACAUACUUAAUAAAAUACACGUCGCGAUGCCAGCACCGAGAGAUGGAAAAGAAAGACUGCCAUCUAUUCCAGAAUUAUGGGAAGGUCAUAACAUAGCUGAUUAUAUCGACCCCGAAAUAUUUAAGAAAUUGAGCGAAUUAGAAGCGGAAGAGUCUCUUAGAGAAGAAGCGGGUAUGUACGCCGUACCCAAAAUCGAAGAGGAUGAAACUAUGAAAGAAAUUAGAGAGUUAGCUCAAAUGAUUCGAGACAAAAAAGUAAUAAUGAAACAAGAAGCCAGAAUAAACAAACAGAGUAACAAACCAGUUUUGCCGAGAACGACUCAAGCAAGAGGUAGAGACAGAUCGGUGGGAGCCUUGAGAAAACAAAUGGAAGGUUUGGGUGUCGACAUGUCUAAUACGGAAAACGCACACUUUACUCGAACUCGAUCUCGAUCGAGAUCAUUGAAAUCUCCGGCUGCUAAAAGAAUGAGAAUGGAUUCGUUGGGCAGAACGAGAUCGCUAUCACGCCCCCCGCGAGACGAAAUGGGAGUCAAAGAUGUUGCCAUGAAAUCUAAAUUGAACGUCAUCGGUAAAAAAGCACUCAAAAAGAAAAUUGCCAAGAAAGGUCUCAAGGGAGAAGCUGAUAGAUUUAUCGGUACCAAAAAACCUAAACAUUUGUUUUCAGGGAAGAGGGGUAUGAAAUCCGACAGAAGAUAG